This is a messenger RNA of Dama dama (fallow deer), 3979 nucleotides long. It is a transcript of the gene TMC2, whose product is annotated as transmembrane channel like 2. The coding region runs from base 1 to 2667 and encodes 888 amino acids. The transcript has 19 exons. Gene Ontology annotation, molecular function: mechanosensitive monoatomic ion channel activity. The record is from RefSeq and is a predicted model, not a curated record. Gene Ontology annotation, biological process: detection of mechanical stimulus involved in sensory perception of sound; vestibular reflex. Gene Ontology annotation, cellular component: plasma membrane. Lineage: Eukaryota; Metazoa; Chordata; Mammalia; Artiodactyla; Cervidae.
AUGAGCCAUCAGCUAAAGGGCCCAGGGGAGGAAGGUGACAGGUCCAGGAGGACCCCCUCGAUGAAGCGGACUGGUCUAGCCGAGAAGGCGCCAGGCAGGCGCAGAGCCCAGCCAGGCCAGAAGGAGCUGGCCGGGGGCAGCCCGGGGUCCGGGUCUCCUCGGAGGAAGCAGGCAGAGCGCAGGGGACGCCGGGAGCUGCUGGGGGACCGCGAGCGGGGGUCCGCAGAGAAGACCUGCGGAGGGAGGAGGAAGAAGGAUGGGAGGGCUUCCCUCAGGGAGCAGAGAGCUCCUUCAAAGAAGGAAAAGGAGGCCCGGAGGAAGGAAGAAAUGUGGAAGCAGCUGAAGAAACACAGGUCAUCCUCCGUGCCCUCCAGUACCUCCAGUGGGGAGUCUCUGUCUGAGGAGGAACUGGCCCGGAUCUUGGAGCAGGUGGAAGAUAAGAAGAAGCUGAUCGCCAGCAUGCGGAGCAAGCCUUGGCCCAUGGCGAGGAAGCUGGCGGAGCUCAGGGAGGCCCAAGAAUUUGUGGAGAAGUAUGAAGGAGCCUUGGGAAAGGGCAAAGGCAAGCGACUCUACGCCUAUAGGAUGCUGAUGGCUAAGAAAUGGGUCAAGUUUAAAAGAGACUUUGAUAAUUUCAAGACUCAAUGUAUCCCCUGGGAAAUGAAGAUCAAGGACAUUGAAAGUCACUUUGGUUCCUCGGUGGCAUCAUAUUUCAUCUUCCUCCGAUGGAUGUAUGGAGUUAACCUUGUCCUUUUUGGCUUAAUAUUUGGUCUAGUCAUAAUCCCAGAGGUGCUAAUGGGUAUGCCCUAUGGAAGUAUUCCCAGAAAGACGGUGCCUCGGGCUGAGGAAGAAAAAGCCAUGGAUUUUUCUGUUCUUUGGGAUUUUGAGGGCUACAUCAAGUAUUCUGCUCUCUUCUAUGGCUACUACAACAACCAGAGGACCAUCGGUUGGCUGAGGUACAGGUUGCCCAUGGCUUACUUCAUGGUGGGGGUCAGCGUGUUCGGCUACAGUCUGAUGAUCGUCAUUAGAUCGAUGGCCAGCAACAACCAGGGCAGCACGAGCGAGGGGGAGAGUGACAACUUCACCUUCAGCUUCAAGAUGUUCACCAGCUGGGACUACCUGAUUGGGAAUUCAGACACGGCUGACAACAAAUACGCCUCCAUCACCACCAGCUUCAAGGAGUCAAUAGUGGAUGAACAAGAGAGUAACAAAGAAGAAAAUGUCCAUCUGACAAGAUUUCUCCGUGUCCUGGCCAACUUUCUCAUCAUCUGCUGCUUGUGUGGAAGUGGGUACCUCAUUUACUUUGUGGUGAAGCGAUCCCAGGAAUUUUCCAAAAUGCAGAAUGUCAGCUGGUAUGAAAGAAAUGAGGUAGAAAUUGUGAUGUCUCUGCUUGGGAUGUUUUGUCCUCCUCUGUUUGAAACCAUUGCCGCCCUGGAGAAUUACCACCCACGCAUUGGACUGAAGUGGCAGCUGGGGCGCAUCUUUGCACUCUUCCUGGGAAACCUCUACACCUUUCUCUUGGCCCUGAUGGAUGACGUCCACCUGAAGCUUUCUAAUGAAGAGACGAUAAAGAACAUCACUCACUGGACUCUGUUUCACUACUACAACUCCUCAGGUUGGAAUGAGAGUGUCCCCCGGCGCCCCCUGCACCCUGCAGAUGUGCCCCGGGGUUCUUGCUGGGAGACGGCGGUGGGCAUUGAAUUCAUGAGGCUGACAGUGUCCGACAUGCUGGUGACAUAUAUCACCAUCCUGCUGGGCGACUUUCUGCGGGCUUGUUUUGUCCGGUUCAUGAACUACUGCUGGUGCUGGGACCUGGAGGCUGGAUUUCCCUCAUAUGCUGAGUUUGAUAUUAGUGGAAAUGUGCUUGGUUUGAUCUUCAACCAAGGAAUGAUCUGGAUGGGUUCCUUCUACGCCCCAGGACUGGUGGGCAUCAAUGUGCUGCGCCUGCUGACCUCCAUGUACUUCCAGUGCUGGGCGGUGAUGAGCAGCAAUGUCCCCCACGAACGCGUGUUCAAGGCCUCCCGCUCCAACAACUUCUACAUGGGCCUCCUGCUGCUGGUGCUCUUCCUCAGCCUCCUGCCCGUGGCCUACACCAUCAUGUCCCUUCCGCCCUCCUUCGACUGCGGGCCAUUCAGUGGGAAAAACAGAAUGUAUGACGUCAUCCAAGAGACAGUUGAAAAUGAUUUCCCAACCUUCCUGGGCAAGAUCUUUGCCUUCCUCGCCAAUCCAGGCCUGAUCAUUCCAGCCAUCCUGCUGAUGUUCCUGGCCAUCUACUACUUGAACUCAGUUUCCAAAAGCCUUUCUCGAGCAAAUGCCCAGCUGAGAAAGAAAAUCCAAGCGCUCCGUGAAAUUGAGAAGAGCCACAAAUCUGUCAAAGGCAGAGCCACACCCAAAGAUUCAGAGGACACGGAUAAAGGCAACUCCAAAAAUGGCACCCAGCUCACCAAAGAAGGGACUGCACAUCACCCUGCUAGCCAAAGCCAGACCCUGGACCAGAAGGCGCAGGGCCCUGGGGCCUCCAGUUCUGCCAGCAAGACUGUGCUGCCUGCCUCCCAGCUCCUCCCUGUAUCUCGGGCCCCUGGUGUCAGACCAGAGUCUGGCCAAGCCCGUCCUCAGGCUCAUCCUUGGAGGUCAACCUCUGGAAAGCGGGCCUGGAGACCACCCCACUGACAGCUGGGACUAAUGGAGCAUGGUCCUGGGGCUGAUCCUCAGGCCCCACCAGCUCACCCCACCUCCCCAAAUCAUUCUCUUCCUCUCUUCUCUCACACACACUCAUGUUCUCUCUACUCUCACUGAAUGUGGGAACUUUGAUUACUCAGUCUCAGGCUCUUGUUAGCUACCAAGAGGACACUGGCUUCACCCACCUCUUUGGAGAGCUGAGCCUUCCCCCCACAAACUACCCAUCCCAGAGUCCUGGCUCAGGCAGCUCUAGACCCUGCAUUCACGGCAGAUUCCCUCAGCUCCAGACUCAGGGAGAGGGGGCAAGGCCAUGAUCACCAUCAUAGACUUUUGCACGGAGCCCACGUGGGGACAGGUUUCUACCAGCUCCACCAACUGGGAAGAGGUUGAAGAGGGACACACAUUCCUGACCACCAACCACUUCCUUCCAAAGGGGGUGAUGCAGUGUAAACAGAAGGUUCAAGGAGCCAAUGAUAAUAAAAGUAAAAUGAAGUCCAGCCUUGGUGAGUGGGAAAAUGGUGAUUCUCCAGAAACUAGCUGGAGGAGAGCUGAUGCCAUCAAGCAUCAAAAGUGCACUGGAGUCUCCCUGGCAGCAAGGCAAAGAGAGAGCAGCAUGGUUCCUCUGACCUAAUUGAAGGUAUUAGUCACUCAGUCGUGUCUGACUCCAGACCCCAUGGACUAUGGCCCACCAGGCUUCUCUGUCCAUGGAAUUCUCCAGGCAAGAAUACUGGAGUGGGUUGCCAUUUCCUUCUCCAGAGGAUCUUCCUGACCCAGGGAUCAAACCUGGGUCUCCUGCAUUAUAGAUGGAUUCUUUACAUUCUGAUCCAUCAGGGAAGCCCUGGUGAAACAAAAUAUUGCUCAGGGUAGAAAAUUCUUUCUCAUGCACAAAAUUCUAAAAUGAAUGAUUGUUUACUGUAAAAGGUUUGGGGGGGGGGGGCGUGGAGUUCUGCAAAGGGUACAGUGUAGAGCCUUGUCUCUGGUGAUCACAUCCUGGUUCUGUGCAGAAGUCUCAUGGGGGCACCAGCCCUGGAGGCCAGACCACUGAGGAGGCCUUGCCAGCAUGAGGCAAGUGUCGGCAGGGUGCCAGUCUCAGUCCAGGACUCCCAGAGGUUACCCUCAGUCUUCCAAGGCUGACCAAUAUCCCUACUCACCCACCACAAAUACAAAUUAUCCUGUUCUGAUGACACAUAACUUUAUGUGAAGGAAUGUAUGUUAUCUAUUGUUACAUAAUAAAUUAUCCCCCAAACUUAACAGCUUAAAACAACAAACAUUUGUUAUCUCACACAGUUUCUGUGGAUCAAGA